CUUGCAUAUUUUUUGUCAUUUUGAAUGAUGCGUUUGGGCACUUGAAGACUCUAAUGACAGGAGGCUUACGUAUUUCUACUACUGCUAGAGGUUGGAAGGAAAAGUAGUCCUGAUCACUGGUGGUGCAGGUGCAUUGGAUCUAUCACAGCAAAGCUCUUCUGUCAAAAUGGUGCCAAAGUCUUCAUAGCCGACACCAACAGAGAUGAUCAAAGCCAUUCCCUCUGCAAAGAUUUACGCCCUGCAGAUGCUCAGUUUUCUACUGUGUGAUGUCACAAACGAAUCAUGUGUCCAAAAUGCCAGCGAGUCAACAGUCAGCGCACACGGAAAACUUGACAUAAUGGUAAACAAUGCUGGAAUCAUGGGAAUCACCAAAGCACCAGACUCUCUUGAUGGCGAUGCAACUGAUUUCACUCAUGUCUUUCAUGUUAUUGUUGUUGGCGCAUUUCUCGGCACCAAACCCGCUGCUCAGGUAAUGAAACCUGCCCAACUAGGGAGCAUAAUAAACAAGUCUGGCAUCUGCAGUAUCAUAAGUGGGACGGGGCCACACGGUUACACGUGCUUAAAACAUGCAGUUCUUGGCCUGACUAGGAACACUGCUCUUGACUUGGGUCAAUAUGGUAUCUGGGUCAACUGUGUCUCUCCUUACACAGUCCCAACAAGCAUGUCAAGGGCACUCUCGGGCAUAUUUGGGUUUUGCAGAGGACGAUAGGUUUGAUGUGUAUUCAAACCUUAAAGGCUCACAUUUGAUGCCCGAAGAUGUAGCUGAGGCUGUUUGUCUAUUUAGCAAGUGAUGUGAGAAGUAUACGAGUGGCCACAAUCUUCUUUUGGAUGGUGGCUUUACUACUUAUUUAGCUUUACAUAUUUUGAACCGUUAAUCAUAUUAUACCACUACGGUUUAUUUGGCCUAUCAAAAAGUGAUUACGCUAUGAACUAGCGGUUAAGAGAAGUGCAUU
Cuscuta epithymum is the source of this 953-nucleotide messenger RNA. The record is from the annotation of a GenBank genome assembly. Lineage: Eukaryota; Viridiplantae; Streptophyta; Magnoliopsida; Solanales; Convolvulaceae.